Serpula lacrymans var. lacrymans S7.9 is the source of this 896-nucleotide messenger RNA. RefSeq lists its product as uncharacterized. Gene Ontology annotation, biological process: lipid metabolic process. Lineage: Eukaryota; Fungi; Basidiomycota; Agaricomycetes; Boletales; Serpulaceae. The record is from RefSeq and is a predicted model, not a curated record. The annotation marks the transcript as partial. Gene Ontology annotation, molecular function: oxidoreductase activity. The transcript has 4 exons.
GGGACUCUCAAACCAAAACGCUGUCAGACCCGGGCUUCGUUUUUGUUAUUUUGCCAUAUCAGUGGUAUCGUAUUCAAUAAUUUUGUGCGGGAGUCUCAGCAUGAAUGGACAAUAGUACACGCGUGUGUACCCUCAGAUCUCAGACUAUUUCUCAUCGGGCUUCGGGUGCAAGUUCGGACACACAACUUUCUUGGCUAGGUCUUUCGCUACCGGAUCAACAUAUGUGAAUGUUAUAGGGUUGGCGCUUUUCUACAAAAUCACCGCCCGUGCACACUUUUCCAGGGUCACUGUACUCUUAGCAGUAACCAUUCCAUCCUGGAUGGCCUGGUUUCAAAUAUUUCAAGAUGGUCCCGAGUACGAAGCCAGGAGAAACAAGCCUUCCUUCGCACCUCCUAAUUUGACCCUCAAGGAUGUGCAUGAUGCUGUUCCUAAACAUCUUUUCCAAAAGAACACGCCAAAGAGUCUUUUCUAUGUUUUUCGUCACCUCGUUUUCACUUACGCUUUCUUUUUACUCGCUACACGUAUCGACGACCUUCUAUGGCUAGCUGGUUCACGCCUAGGUAUCAAAUCUGCUGGGCAGAUAAUUAUUCGCAUUUUGUGUUGGUCAUCGUACUGGUUCUGGCAGAGUAUAGCGUUUACUGGUAUAUGGUGUCUGGGACACGAGGCAGGCCACGAGGCUCUAUCAUCCAAGCCGCUCAUAAACACUGUGAUUGGUCUACUCCUGCAUACGUCCAUACUAGUCCCAUAUUAUGCCUGGCGGGCGACCCAUCGCACUCAUCAUAAAUCCACCAACCACCUAGAACGCGAUGAGACGCACAUCCCUCCUACACGACAUGACUUCAAGCUUCCUGAUGGCAAAAUUGCAGUGGCUAUGGACUACAAAGAACUUCUGGAAG